This is a messenger RNA of Linum trigynum, 6081 nucleotides long. The record is from the annotation of a GenBank genome assembly. NCBI's taxonomy places the organism in Eukaryota, Viridiplantae, Streptophyta, Magnoliopsida, Malpighiales, Linaceae.
ACGUAAAAAAUUUCAAGCCCUAGUUCACAGUCCAGUUCGAGCAAAUACUUGCAGAAGGAAGCCGUCUUUCAUUUUCUUUCACCCUUUCAGACGACGGAGAACGAGCGCCGAGCUCUGCGCAGGAAGACGCAUCAACCUAUUCUCUGGUAGGGCAGUCGAGUUUUGCUCCGAUCUUCCUCUGCCCACCGCCUCUGCUUCAGUCUCCUGUAAGGCCUUUCCCCUCUCCUCCGUCGCCGGAACCUUUCGCCAAUUUUCAUUCACUAGUAUCCGAAUUCUUCCUCACCGGAAAGUCCUAAUCCCGUCCCCCGAAUCUCUGUGCCGUAAUAAGUUUAACCUAAGAAGAACGCGAAGUAACGCAGAUACACACACGCACACGCUCUUUCUCUCUGCCUUCCGCAUCUUCUCUUUGUAUUGAUUCCCUUCGUUCCGCCUUAACAACUUCCUCCGAUUUUGGGUUCUUUGCCGCAGAUUCUCGUCGCAGUUGGCUGCCGUCCCCUGAAGUCAGCUCUGUCUAUCAUCCUUCCUCUGUGGUGCGUUUAAUUUCAAACUCGUCUCCGUGGUUGCUUUGCUUAUUUGUUUGCAUUACAUCCGUUUCUUUAUUCUGGAGAGCAAUAUCUUGAAUCUAGUAAUCUAGGGUUUUGGCGUUUUCGGAUAUGAUUUAUUCUUCGGAUUCCGGGUGUUAAUCUGAUUGCCUGUGAAUUGUUGGUUCCGUCAAAGAUAGAUCCACCGCCACCUGGGUGUCCUGAAUUUUGAUAAUCUUGUCCGCUUCUUUCUCAGUCUCCGUUUGCAGCAAUCUUCUCAUUGCAGGAGAAUUGAUUGGUUUAUCACUCUCACAUCUGCAGGUGUCUAUUCGGCAAAAUAGCAUUACAAGAAGAAAGGGGUUACUUCAGAUUCUCUAGAUGGGUCGAAAGAAGCCAGCAGCCCGCGACGAGGAUAAUCCUCCCGCAGUAUCUCAGGGAGGUGGAGGGAAAUCAAAGAAGAAAACUCUAGUGAUAGAUGAUGAUGAGUACUCCAUUGGCACGGAGUUGUCUGAGGAAUCUCAGGUCCAGGAGGAACAGCCAGUCAUUACAGGCAAGAAGAAAGGUAAGAAGGCAGACAAGAAAAGUUCACAGGCUAAGCUGGAGAGUGAUGAUAAAUCAUUGGACGAUGAAGGCGAUGAUGAGGUCCCUGACAUUGUGUUUGCUGGGAAGAAGAAAUCUCAAGGUAAGAAAACUGGAGGGACGAGCACAUUCUCUACCUCGAGUUUCGGACUACUCGGAGAUGGAGACGAAGAUGGUGGUGAUGAGGAUAAAAAUAACGAGGAUAACUCCGAGGUAGCAGGUGGUAAAGAUAGUGAGGAAGAGGAUGAAUCAGUUGUGAAUUUCACUGGGAAGAAGAAGAAGAAGCCCUCUCUAAAAGGCAGUAAGGGUGGUGGUAGUGUGUUUAGUGCUUCUGCAUUUGACGCAAUUGAUGAUGGCGAGGAGGACAGUGAGGUUGUAAACAAAGAUGAUGAUCUUGAAGAUGAGGCUUUGAUUGUUGAGUUUACCGGGAAGAAAAAAUCUUCCAAAGGUAGUAAGAAGUCUGGUAAUGUAUUUAGUGCAGCAGCUAGUUUUGAUAUUCUAGAUGAGAAUGUGGAGGGCAAGGAUGAUGAUGAUGAUGUUUCCGCUAUAACUUUCUCUGGAAAGAAGAAAUCUUCUAAAAAAAAGGGAACUAAUACUAAAAGUGAGGAAAAAGAGGAUGUGAAGGCAGUUGAAGAAGUGGCAGACACUUCAAAGAAUAAGAAGAAGAAAAAGAAGAGUGGAAGGACUGCACAAGAAGAGGAUGAUUUGGAUAAGAUUCUUGCUGAACUUGGAGAAGGGCCAUCUGCUCCAAAGCCUUCUGCGCCGCCUCCUGUGGAGGAGAAAGGUCAGGUUCAAUCUGAAGCAGUUGCUGAGACGGGUGGAAAAGAGGAGAAGGAUGGUGAAGAAGAAAAGGAAGAGUCUGCUGCAGCCAAGAAGAAGAAAAAGAAGAAAGAGAAAGAGAAAGAAAAGAAGGCUGCUGCUGCAGCCGCCUCUGCUGUUUCAGAGGUUAAGGAAGAAAAGAUAGCGGAGGUAAAGGGUGUGACAAGUGAGUCCAAAAAGGGUGAUGCCAAGGGCAAAGCAGCAGAUAAGAAGCUCCCAAAGCAUGUCAGGGAGAUGCAAGAAGCUCUUGCUAGGCGAAAAGAACUUGAAGAAAAAAAGGCGAGGGAAGAGGAAGAGAAGAGGAGGAAGGAGGAGGAGGAAAGGCUCAGGCUAGAAGAGCUUGAAAGACAAGCGGAGGAGGCUAAGCGUAGGAAGAAGGAGAGGGAAAAAGAGAAACUCCUGAAGAAGAAGCAAGAGGGAAAACUGUUGACUGGGAAACAGAAGGAGCAACAGCGGCGGUUAGAGGCAAUGAGAAAUCAAAUUCUCGCUAAUAAUGCUAACCUUGGCCUCGCUGCUGGGGACAAAGAAGCAGCACCAGCGAAGAGACCUAUUUACAAAACUAAGAAAACAAAACCAGCUCAGAAGCAUGAAAAUGGUGCAGCGUCUGUUAAUCCCGAGGAAGACAGUGAAAUAAAAGUUAAGGAAGAAGUCGAGCAAGUGUUGUUCGAUGCUGGAUCUGUGGAAGAAAAGGUUGAGGAUGUGGAAACAGAGAAGAUGGAAGAGAAAGUGGAAGUUGCUGAAGGAACCAAGGAAAAUGGAGUGGAAGAAGAGGACGAUGAUGAUGAAGAAUGGGAUGCAAAGAGCUGGGAUGAUAUCAGCCUCAAUGUGAAAGGUGCUUUUGACGAUGAGGAGGUUGAUCCUGAGCCGGAACCUACUGUGAAGAAAUCUUCCGCUCCAGUUGCAGCCAAAACUCCUGCAUCCUUACAAGCGAGCAAGGUUCAGGAUGUCCAAAGUAAAAAGAGUAAGGCCCUUACAGAACAAAGUGGGAAGAAACGCUCUGCUGGUGCCAAAAAUGGAGCCUCAGCUACAGAUGCCACCAGUGAAGAGCCUGAAGAAGACCUCAGAUCACCAAUUUGUUGUAUUAUGGGUCAUGUUGAUACGGGUAAAACCAAGCUCCUGGAUUGCAUCAGAGGAACCAAUGUUCAAGAAGGCGAGGCUGGGGGUAUCACACAACAAAUUGGCGCAACAUACUUUCCUGCUGAGAACAUAAGAGAGAGAACUAGGGAAUUGAAGGCUGAUGCAAAACUGAAGGUCCCUGGUUUGCUGGUUAUUGAUACCCCUGGUCAUGAAUCUUUCACCAAUCUUCGUUCACGGGGUUCAGGGUUAUGUGAUAUUGCCAUUUUAGUUGUUGACAUCAUGCACGGCUUAGAGCCGCAAACAAUAGAGUCGCUCAAUCUCUUGAGAAUGAGGAACACAGAAUUCAUUGUGGCCUUGAAUAAGGUGGACAGACUCUAUGGAUGGAAAGUAUGUCGAAAUGCACCAAUUGUCAAAGCAAUGAAGCUACAAUCAAAAGAUGUCCAAAAUGAGUUCAAUAUGAGGCUUGCACAGAUCAGUACUCAGUUUCAGGAACAAGGACUGAAUACUGCAUUGUACUAUAAGAACAAGGAGAUGGGAGAGACUUAUAGUAUUGUACCAACAAGUGCUAUUAGUGGAGAAGGCAUUCCUGAUUUAUUGCUGCUGUUGGUCCAAUGGACUCAAAAGACUAUGGUUGAGAAACUUACGUUCAGCAAUGAAAUACAGUGUACUGUCCUGGAGGUCAAGGUUAUUGAGGGUCAUGGGACUACAAUUGAUGUUGUGCUAGUUAAUGGUGUGCUUCAUGAAGGAGAUCAGAUUGUUGUUUGCGGUUUACAGGGACCCAUUGUCACCUCUAUUAGAGCUCUCUUAACUCCUCAUCCAAUGAAGGAACUCCGUGUUAAGGGCACAUAUUUACACCACAAAGAAAUCAAGGCUGCACAGGGUAUCAAAAUCACUGGUCAGGGCCUAGAGCAUGCUAUUGCUGGAACUGGUCUGUAUGUGGUAGGGCCUGAUGAUGAUGUGGAAGAUGUCAAGGAGUCUGCAAUGGAAGACAUGAAGUCUGUCAUGAGCCGAAUUGAUAAAAGUGGCGAGGGUGUUUAUGUACAGGCUUCUACCCUUGGAUCUUUGGAAGCUCUGCUCGAGUUCUUGAAGUCUCCUGCAGUGAAGAUCCCUGUUAGUGGCAUAGGGAUCGGCCCUGUGCACAAGAAAGAUGUCAUGAAGGCCAGUGUUAUGUUGGAGAAGAAAAAAGAGUAUGCUACCAUUUUGGCAUUUGAUGUCAAAGUCACGCCUGAGGCCCGGGAACUUGCCGAUGACGUGGGUGUAACGAUCUUCAUCGCAGAUAUCAUUUACCACUUGUUUGAUCAAUUCAAGGCUUAUAUUGACAAUCUGAAAGAGGAGAAGAAGAAGGAAGCUGCUGAUGAGGCAGUUUUCCCUUGUGUUCUCAAGAUUAUGCCCAACUGCGUUUUUAACAAGAAAGAUCCAAUUGUUUUGGGAGUUGAUAUUGUCGAAGGAAUUGCUAAGGUUGGCACUCCUAUAUGUAUUCCUACACAAGAUUUUAUUGACAUCGGUCGGAUUGCUUCCAUUGAGAAUAACCAUAAACCUGUUGAUACGGCUAAGAAAGGGCAGAAGGUGGCGAUUAAGAUAAUUGGCUCAAAUUCAGAGGAACAACAGAAAAUGUAUGGCAGACACUUUGACAUCGAUGAUGAACUUGUCAGCCACAUUUCAAGGAGUUCGAUCGAUAUUCUGAAAGAAAACUAUCGGGAUGAGCUGUCUAUCGACGAAUGGAAGCUGGUUGUGAAGCUGAAGAGCAUUUUCAAGAUACAGUGAGGAGAGUUGGAACAAUUACGCGCGAUUUGGAUGGUGAUGCUUUUGAGGUUUUAAGCUCUGGAGGAGGAUGAGAGUAAAGGUGGGGUUUUACUUGCAGAUUCUGACAGCCUUGUGAGUGUGAGAAGUCACCUCUCUUCUUGGCAACCCACUGGUUACAAUUGGGUGGAUUAUUUCUGAAUCAUGAUCGAGUAAUUCACUCAUCGGGUUUCCUUCUCGUCGUAUAAGUUAGGUGGAGUCUCCUGCUGGUGUUGGCUGUCCGGCCUAGUCUUGUUGAACAGAGCCCAUUUCGCAAUGAUUUUGAAAGGUUAGUUGUCGAUCAAGAUGCAACGAGAAAGCAGAAGUAUUUACUUCUAGCUGACGACGUUGUUGUCGAUCUCUUUUGCUUUUCCUUGGGAAAGAAUUAACGACUUUGGGUUCAGUUCAGAGGAUGGUUGAACCUGUUGGUGCCCCCUUCACCAUUCUCUGGGUCGGGGUACUUUUUUCCUUACAAGGAGGAGUGGAGGUUUUGUUUUGUGCGUGAUCCACUCCAUCCUGUUUCACAAAUAUAAUCUGGAGUCUCUACAGAAUGAAAAGGUAAAUAGCCUCGUACAUUUCACUCCCUCGACAUUCGAUUUGUGUCAUAAUAGAUAGGUUAAUCUUGUUUGAGAAUGAACUGUGCCUCUCGUUAGGCUGGAAUAAUGAUGAACUGGUGAUUGUCUAGGGCUUAAUUUGACUGUUAAUAAUGGCUGAUCCCUAGUUGUGUUGUGAUUCGAUAGCUCGAAUACCGGUGUGGCGAAAGUUCUCCCUCGUCGUAUCUCCCCGUCGAGAAAUAGUUCCAUUGAACAUCCCCAGGAAAGGUUGUCGACCGUCGUUAGAAGCAUUGAAACCAUGCUCUACCUUACUGCAAAAAUGGGGGCCUAACGUUUCAUGGCCUUAAAAAUUUUAAGUCUUUUGUUAUUAGCUUUAUUGAUAGUGCACUUUUAACAAAUCUAUCAAUGUUCAGGCCUGGCCGUCUUUGAAAGCUUCAUAAGUUGGUCUCUUUCGAGAAAAAAUCUCAAGCGAAAGAACUCCAUAAUCUAUAUCUAUCUAUCUAUAAAAAUAAAAUAUAGGGUUAAUUGCAUGGUUGGUCAUUGAGAUUAAAAAAAAAACGCUCAAGUUUGGUCACUCAAAAUAUUUAAAUCCAUUGAUGGUAUUCAAGUUUACUGAAACCGUUCACGUUUGGUCACUCUCCGUUAAAUUUCGUUAACUUUUGCUUAUGUGGCGGUCAACUCUAAAAUUUGAUUAUUAAAUGUAUGAUAUAACAAUUUAAAAAUAAUAAAAAUAAUAAAAUUUUCAAAAUUAU